Molecule: messenger RNA, 687 nt
Organism: Durusdinium trenchii
Lineage: Eukaryota; Dinophyceae; Suessiales; Symbiodiniaceae
Source: the annotation of a GenBank genome assembly
AUGGGAAGCCCCUUUCGAGCGUCUGACCUGCAUGACGCAGGCUUCACAUCUGAUGUGGUCCGAUUCUUUAAGCGCAUCCCCUCAGACUACUUGCCGUCAGCUGGUCCUUGUGCUGACCCUGGGGUACCUGUGCCAUCGGGCUUGUGGAGCAUGUGUCUGUCAGCACCUCGAAGACCAGUUUGGGCCUCUCCACCAGGAAGUCUUCAGCACCCUCCUUGCGAUGGUGACGUUGCCAGCUGCACGGUGCAUGCGCCGCUAAGCCUGGGCAAUGGGACAAAGGCCUUUGUGGGGCAACCGCUUUGGUUUGGCAUCUUCGUCACGAAUCCCUACUACAUGCCUUUUGACAACACGUGGCUUCUGGCAGUUCUUGGAGAUCGAGGAGAAGCCGAAGAGGAGCUUUCGGAUCUCGAGGGCGCUAAGCUCUUGGAUUUGGCUGGCUUGGAUGGCUAUCAGCUUCUGAAAGGUGUGGGCUAAGCUGUGCAGACCUCGACAAGCACUUCAGAGCUGAGCCUCUUCAUCUAGGUCUUGAAGGACACUCCUGAGCUUCUUCAGAUUGGGUUCGGAGGGUCAACGACAUGAAGGGCAUGCAACUGGUUGAGACUUGGAACAUGCAAUGGUAUUUGUGUCUGCUUGCACACAUACGGUCACAUCGUCUUUGCGUUUUGAACAAUAUUACUUACAUUAUUA